AUGAUAAAAGAAACAAAUGACAAAGGUGACGUUCUUUUUCCUGAAAACUGUGUACAAGUGACGGUCGUAGAUGAAAGAUUGGAAAGACACAACCCGUCCCUGGAAGAGAUGCUUGUUACAUCGCCAGGGGGCGCUCGAAGAAGUGUCAAGGUCAUAUCAUCGAACUCCACCAGCGCGAUUGCAACGUUUCAGGCCGUGUGCCAAGAGGUGAAGAACGGCGCCCUCGUUCUACUUGAUGCUUCCUCCCCGAGUGUUGGUCCUCUACUGCGCUCCUUCGCCAGGGCAAACGGCUUAGUGGUGAUUACACUCAUAGACGAGGCACUCCUACUUCCGGUUGAUACGGCAGAUGAACGCUUUAUCCAGAUAGAGCCACCAGGCACGGCAAUGUUAAGGAUUGUGGCAGACAUCGUCCGCUUUGACAACCUAACCAAUGUGGCAAUACUCUAUGAUGACAGCUUUAACCUGCACGAAGUUCCGAGGUGGCUUAUCAGCGGCGUGCUGUCUCAUCACUUGUACCAGGCUAUCGACAGAUCCACGCUGGCCCGAGUCCUGAACGACAUAAAAGAACUGGAGAUAGAAAACGUCUUUAUUGUGGCGGCUUCGACUAACGUAGAUUACGUCCUCGGGCAGGCGAAUGCACCUUUGCAUGAUGCAGCUAUAAACUGGUUCGUGGUGACAAAGGAUGCCAAGAUGUCAUGUGACGGAUGCGUUCAUAACACGCGGGUGGUUGUAGCGGAGGCGGAUGGCUCGAACGAGAAACGACAGGUGUACGUCCAGUUUGUACAGAAGGAGAUAAAUUCUUUCUUCCAGAGCCCAGAUCUCAAGGUUGACGAAGUAUUUGCAUAUGACUUGAUGCAAAUCUUCGACGGAAGAAUUCCAGAAGCCAACUUCACUAAAAUCACAAGUUGCUAUGGUGAUAAUGUCAUCUCAAAUGAAACAUUAUUGACGAGUGACACAAUUAUAAAGAAUUUCAAAGAUGUGAAUCACGAGGGUGUGUACGGGCCAAUAGUGUCGGUAGAGGGUGGACUCAGGCAGCAGGUUAGAAUGAACAUCCGUGAGGUCCAUUACAGCAAGGGCACUGUGUCCGCUAGCAGCAUGCUCGGUGUCUGGACAGAGAAGACAGGCCUUAACGUCACAGUGUCCUCGCUGACGGCCGCAAAAUCCCAGAAAAGCUACAAGGUCGUCGUUAUUCCCUCGUACGAGCCCUUUAUAUACAAGGACAAGGUGUUUGACAAUGGAACUCAACGGUACAGCUACAGGGGUUUGUGUAUCGACCUAUUCAACGAGAUAGCAAGUGCCCUAAAUUUCAAGUACGAGCUUUAUGAAAGCGAGGACGGAUAUUUUGGCGCUCUUAACGAGGAUGGGACAUGGAACGGGGCCAUAAAGGAACUCAUCGAAAAGCACGCCGACAUUGCUAUUGGCCCGUUAUCGGUGAUGUCGGAGAGGGAAAAUGUCGUUGAUUUCACGGUGCCCUAUCAUGAACCAGUUGGUCUAACAAUCCUCAUGAAGAAACAGAAAUUUGAGUACAUCCUUCAUAAGUUCCUCAAGGUGCUGGAACUGAACGUCUGGCUGGUGAUUGUCGCAUCGUUCUUCCUCUUCUCGAUCCUCAUGUGGCUGUUCGACAAGUUCAGCCCUUUCAGCUACCAAAACAACCCAGACAGCAGUACCGGCCCAGAAAAGCGCAUCUUCACGUUCAAAGAGGGGAUCUGGUUCUGCAUGACUUCACUCACACCUCAGGGUGGUGGUGAAGCACCGCGGGCGAUCUCUGGGCGUCUUGUUGCUGCCACGUGGUGGUUGUAUGGCUUCCUUCUCAUCGCUUUCUACACGGCUAACUUGGCAGCAACACUAACCGUGACCCGUUUGGAGACGCCUAUCGAGUCUCUGGAUGACCUUUCCAAACAACAGAGCGUAAAGUAUGGUCCCGUCAACGGCACUGCUGCCCUCGUUUACUUUACCCGGAUGAAACAGAUUGAGGAAGAUUUCUAUAGAAUCUGGAAGGACAUGAGCCUGAACGACAGCCUGUCGCCUGUGGCGCGUGCAAAACUAGCGGUGUGGGACUACCCGGUCAGCGAGCAGUUUACCAAGCUGAUGGGUCGGAUGCACGUACCAGACACAGCACAGGAGGCGUUACGCAUGGUCAAGGAUGGGGAAUUUGCCUUUAUAGACGACGCGAGCCGGAACCAGUACCAAGUGCUCACGGACUGCGAUGUGGAGGUGAUAGGGGAAGAAUUCUCCCGCAAACCAUUCGCCUUCGCAGUCACGCAAGGAUCUCCACUUCGCGCACAAAUUUCAAAUGUGAUUCUUGAGCUGUCUAAUAACAGGAUCCUUGAAGAUCUAACGAACAAGUGGUGGGACAGCAACGAGUUACACAAGGACUGCCCGCGCAUCGAGAACGAGAGCGACGGAAUCUCUAUCAAAAACAUUGGUGGUGUCUUUCUCCUCAUCGCCAUUGGCACGGGACUGUCCCUCAUUGCUUUCGUGUGCGAGUACUACUAUUAUAGGGUUCGUCCGAAGAAACAAGAGCGUCUCUACGCAAUGGAGGGCAACACUCGACUCUCCCGAAUCGAAACCGAGAUAAGCCUUGACGACAUCAGCGUGCAGCAACAACCAUCAGAUAGAACACCGGGAAAAGCUUUAGCCGACCCACCGCGGAAAAAUCCGCUCGAAAAUGGAAGAACGCAUCAUGAACUGUCACCUGUUACGAACGGUGACAAAACCGCUAACAAUGGUUCUUACAGACGUAAAAGUACGUCGCGCGGACAUUCUACGUCGAAAGCUGAGCACAGAAAUGGGAGUGUUUCAAACGGCAUUUCAAAUUCAGCUUUCAUUUACGAUACACCAAAGAGUAUGGCAAAAAAAUAUACCGACUUGAACAAGGAUUCAAUAUCAGAGAGGUUUCCGACAAUGUACAAGGAAUCAAUGUCAGAGCGAUUUCCUAACUUGAACAAAAAUGGUGACGUCCAGGCUGCGUUUUCUGAAAAACUCUGAGCGUUUACGCAUUAAUUCAAAGUGAAAAAGUAUAUUCAUUCGGGAAACGGGCAAAAAAAAACGUCAACUGCCAACUGUCAAUUGGGGCAUUGCUGUGUUGACGAUUACCCAGACAAAGGGUUUUGAAGAUAUUAACAAUGAAGACUAUUUAGUCCAUCGGGGCAUUGUUUUGGAAGAUACAUUUCUAUAAACUCUCAGGAACAAACUGAUAUACACAUCCGGGCAACUGUAAAUAAGAACCCUAAUCAAAUCAUUUGUGAUGACUAGUAAAAGGUCGAGGAAGGUGUUGGUGAAAACGAUGGGUAACAGGGUUCUGGUUGUAGCUAUUACUUUCAUUUGUUAUAAAAGGGCACAUUUUAAUGUUCUGAGAAUGAUGUUUCUAAUGUAUGGAAACAUGUGGUAUAUCCAAUAUGAGAUAGAUAGCUUUCUAGAUAUGUGAAAAACAAAAAAAAAUACUCUUCACGCGGAGCUAAACUACGUAGAAUUAAAACAUCAGAAUUCUUCGUCUCGUCAAACUAUAGAUAUAGCAUAUUAAAAUGGUUAAGACAAAAUGUUAGUGCAAAGAAAUGCGUAGUAAACAAGUAUAUAUAGGAUAAUACUUGAUUGACCUUUAAAUUCGGUUAAUAAUUGCCGAUGCGUAGAGAAAAAUUGCCCGAGGGGCAAUUGUUCAAGUUUGAAGAUUAAUUGCCCGAUGGUAAUUAUUUUUCAAUGUGGCAAUUAUCAACGGAAACUCAUGGUCAGCCAUGUCUUAUUCUGUAUAAUACAUGUUUGUCAUUUGUCAAUAAUUUGAAGCUUUUUUAAAAAAAUAAAAUUGAGGAACAACAUUGGAUUUGAUGACCAGGAAGACUGAAAGGUAAAAAGAGACAUAUCAAAUUUGUGUAAAUGACGUCAAAGUGCUCAUCUUCGCCGGGCAGUUAUGCCAUAAUCGCCUGCACGUGCCGUGAUAAUCUCACGGGUAGAAACGAUAAUAAGUUUUUCGGGACCGAAUUUCUGUAGUAAACUAUUACGAUAAAUUUUAUAUGUGUAUUAUUCUAAACUAACCACGUCAUAUUGAUCUGUAGACAUUGUUAACAAUUCUGAUUUCUUACUAAUACCUACUACUGCUACAUAUCCUUUUUGUGGUUGUUUGUAACAAUGCAUAAUAAUGUACAUACUCGAAGGUAUACAUAAGUUUUGACUUAACCCAGUCAUACUUGCAUUUUAUACAUUGUUAAGAUUAAAAUGUUCUUACCCGAUCAAACCAUCAUAUCCUAUAUGUGCUUGUCAUAAUAUACAGCUGUUUUCUUGUAUUUAUGUCCAUUAUGUAGUAUCUGUCGUGCAUUUAAGCUCUAAAACGUGUUCAUUGAGUGUUUAAAUAUUGCUGAAAUCCGUGGUGUACAAAGUGACUGGAGGCAAUAUAUAUGAUUAAUACAUAACUGUGUUUUGGUUACGUGUUAUUGAAAGAAAUGAGAGUAUGAAUUCGUAUGCAUUCUUGUAUCAUAUUUCUAUAUUGUAAUUUUUGGACUUCCUCCACGACAUUGUAAUAGUUGGGCAUCUCACAUCUUUGUAAUUAAGGGCAUUUCAAAAUACGCCUGUUUGUUGUUAUAUUUUAUAAUGAAACUGUGAUUUAAUAAAAGACAUUUAUUAUCUUGGAGUUAAGUUGUUUGUUUUUCUUUCUUUGAGUAAUAUGGUUUGGAUGCGUGGACGUGUCAAGAAUACGUAA
Molecule: messenger RNA, 4690 nt
Organism: Mya arenaria
Lineage: Eukaryota; Metazoa; Mollusca; Bivalvia; Myida; Myidae
Product: ionotropic receptor 25a-like
Exons: 19
Coding region: 1-2988 (995 amino acids)
Biological process (GO): monoatomic ion transport; modulation of chemical synaptic transmission; synaptic transmission, glutamatergic
Cellular component (GO): plasma membrane; postsynaptic membrane
Molecular function (GO): glutamate-gated receptor activity; transmitter-gated monoatomic ion channel activity involved in regulation of postsynaptic membrane potential
Source: RefSeq, a predicted model, not a curated record